This is a messenger RNA of Aspergillus thermomutatus, 999 nucleotides long. RefSeq names its product alpha/beta fold hydrolase. The record is from RefSeq and is a predicted model, not a curated record. Gene Ontology annotation, molecular function: catalytic activity. Bases 1 to 999 code for a protein of 332 amino acids. Lineage: Eukaryota; Fungi; Ascomycota; Eurotiomycetes; Eurotiales; Aspergillaceae. The transcript has 3 exons.
AUGGCAAGCAUUGCAUUUCCAGAGCUCGCCAAACAUCAUACUCUCUCAACUUCCCAUACUUACAACUAUGUCUACCACGCAGCAACUCCUUCACGAGCAACCAUCCUCUUCCUGCACGGGUUUCCGUCUUCCUGCUAUGACUGGCGUCACCAGAUCCACCACUUCAUCAAACUGGGGUAUGGAGUUCUAGCGCCAGAUCUACUGGGGUAUGGCGGCACCUCGAAACCAACCGCGGUGGAGGAGUACAAGCUCAAGAGUAUGGCAAGGGAGAUUAUCGAAUUACUGGACCACGAGGGUCUGAAACGGGUACAUGCUGUGGCGCACGAUACCGGAUGUAAUCUUCUCUCAAGACUGGCAGAUUAUUACCCCGACCGUCUGCUGUCAUGCACGUUUAUCGCUGUCCCCUACUCCAAGCCGGGAGAGCAUUUUGACUUGGACAUGGUAAACAGUUUUACGAAGCAGUUGUUGGGAUUCGAGCGGUGUGGGUAUCUUGAGUUUUUCGUUGAGGACGAGGCUGGCAGUACUUUGGAUCAACAUGCGGACUCGUUCUUCACGCUGUUCUACCCCGAAGACCCAGACUUGUGGGUUGACCAUGUUGGUCCCUUAGGCGCCACAAAGACAUGGCUUCACAAUGACAAGCAGGCGCCUUUGGCGUCCUAUGUCAGCGACGAGGAACGAGCUAUGCACAACAGAAUCUUGCAAGGCCACCACAAGCCAGCGCUCAACUGGUACCACGCCCUUGUCAAGAAUGCGAACAAGGAUGACGAGGUCGAAGCAAACAUCGAUUCGAAACUCAAGAUGCCAGUGCUCAUGAUCGGCCCACAACCGAACAAGCUUGAGAUACCUGGGUUCCUUGAACAGAUGAAGCACUCCGUCGAGGACUUGACCUUCAAGCGAGUCAGUACGAAAAGCCACUGGAUACAGUUGGAGGCGAGGGAAGAGCUGAAUGCUGUGCUCGAGGCAUUCUUUGCACGUCCUGAUUUUGCUGGUAAAGCGUGA